UAAAGUAGUCAGACUGUAGACUCUGUAAAAACCUGGACCCCUUUAAGGUAAAGUAGUCAGACUGUAGACUCUGUAAAAACCUGGACCCCUUUAAGGUAAAGUAGUCAGACUGUAGACUCUGUAAAAACCUGGACCCCUUUAAGGUAAAGUAGUCAGACUGUAGACUCUGUAAAAACCUGGACCCCUUUAAGGUAAAGUAGUCAGACUGUAGACUCUGUAAAAACCUGGACCCCUUUAAGGUAAAGUAGUCAGACUGUAGACUCUGUAAAAACCUGAACCCCUUUAAGGUAAAGUAGUCAGACUGUAGACUCUGUAAAAACCUGGACCCCUUUAAGGUAAAGUAGUCAGACUGUAGACUCUGUAAAAACCUGGACCCCUUUAAGGUAAAGUAGUCAGACUGUAGACUUUAAAAACCUGGACCCCUUUAAGGUAAAGUAGUCAGACUGUAGACUCUGUAAAAACCUGAACCCCUUUAAGGUAAAGUAGUCAGACUGUAGACUCUGUAAAAACCUGGACCCCUUUAAGGUAAAGUAGUCAGACUGUAGACUCUGUAAAAACCUGGACCCCUUUAAGGUAAAGUAGUCAGACUGUAGACUUAAAAAACCUGGACCCCUUUAAGGUAAAGUAGUCAGACUGUAGACUCUGUAAAAACCUGGACCCCUUUAAGGUAAAGUAGUCAGACUGUAGACUUUAAAAACCUGGACCCCUUUAAGGUAAAGUAGUCAGACUGUAGACUCUGUAAAAACCUGAACCCCUUUAAGGUAAAGUAGUCAGACUGUAGACUCUGUAAAAACCUGGACCCCUUUAAGGUAAAGUAGUCAGACUGUAGACUUUAAAAACCUGGACCCCUUUAAGGUAAAGUAGUCAGACUGUAGACUCUGUAAAAACCUGGACCCCUUUAAGGUAAAGUAGUCAGACUGUAGACUCUGUAAAAACCUGGACCCCUUUAAGGUAAAGUAGUCAGACUGUAGACUCUGUAAAAACCUGGACCCCUUUAAGGUAAAGUAGUCAGACUGUAGACUCUGUAAAAACCUGGACCCCUUUAAGGUAAAGUAGUCAGACUGUAGACUCUGUAAAAACCUGGACCCCUUUAAGGUCAAAGGGAUUCUUAAGGGGCUUUAAUGGUGUUUAAAUGUUGGAUCAGUUAUCAGUUCUGCACCAUCAGUUGUCACUGUAAUGGGACGGUUGUUGUUGCUGUGUAAAAGCUGAGGCUGGGGAUGUGAGAACAGGAAUUAGCUGUGUGUAAAGCGAUGGUAAGCUUUGUUUGUAGUCAGGUUUGAGUUCAUUAGAGGUGGACCCAGAAGCUGUGAAUGUGCAGGAUAUGAGCAAGAAAGUUAAACACGUUCUAGAAUGAGGUCUAAAAGCCCUUAUUGUAUGAGAAAGCUGGGAAAGAGGUUUUGAAGGUGUGAGUGCUGAACAGUGAGGAUGGGGAGUUAGGACUCGUCCAGUAGAAGUGAGGGUUAGGCAAAUGAGUACUUGGAUAUUAUCUUCAUUUUUUAUGCAUAUUUUCCCACUCCAAGCUCCAUAAACUGGAAUGUUUAUUGGAAUGAAACAUUAUCAGGUCAUGUUAGUUUGUGUAAUGAGGGAGGGAGUGGCCUGAAGUGAUCACCGCCCUGUAUCAAGGUGUGCAGAAUUAUUAGGCCUUUAAAUGACUAAAUUUUUCCCAUCUCACUUGUUAUUUUUCUUUCAUUAGAGCAAGAAUAACAGAUAAAAAAUGAAAAUUCAGUGACCAAUAGGGCCACCCUUCUUUUCAAUAAACUUGAUGAGCCUUCCAACCAUGGAAUGUGUUAGUUUUUUGUUUUGCUGAUGAUCAAUUUUAUGUGCUGCAGCAACCACAGCCUCCCAAAUGCUGUUUAAAGUGCUCUCCUGUCUUCCUCCACAGUAAACUUCACAUUUCAAGAUGGCCCAGAAGUUCUCAAUCAGGUUUAGGCCAGCUGAGAAAGGGUGCCAUGACAUUAAUCUGCCAUCUUUAAGACCUUUGCUGGCUAGCCCUGCAGUGGAGUACUUUGAUGCAUGUGAUGGAGUAUCAUCGAGAGGUGUUAGUGAAGUGAGCGUGAUGGAGCUGACUGGCACUGAGAAGGAGGGAGGAGGAGGCGCACAGGAUGAAGGCAUGAAGAGGAAACAUGAGGAAGAGGAGACCACACCUUCUAAGAAGCAGAUGGCCGAUCACGGGCUGAAGGUGGCGAGUCACUACAACAAUCUCCAGGAAGUUGGUCUGGCUGCUCGGAGUCGGAGCCGAAUCUUCUUCAUGAGGAACUUCAACAACUGGCUGAAGAGCGUCCUCAUUGGGGAGAUACUGGAGCAGGUACGUGGGGCGGGGUCUCGACAGGUGUGUGUGUUGGAUCUCGGCUGUGGGAAAGGAGGAGACCUGCUGAAAUGGAGGAGGGGAGGAAUCAAUCACCUGGUGUGUGCAGAUCUGGCUGGGGUUUCUGUGGAACAGUGUCAGAUUCGUUACCACGACAUGAAGAAGAAAAGUCACUUUAAUGAGAAAAUCUUCAGCGCUGAAUUCAUCACGGCUGACUGUACCAAGGAGCUUUUGUCAGAGAAGCUGGAGGACCCCACCCUAAUGUUUGAUAUCUGCAGCUGUCAGUUCGUUUAUCAUUACUCAUUUGAGAGUGAGCAGAAAGCCGACAUCAUGCUCAGAAACGCCUGUGAGCAUCUAAAACCAGGAGGUUUUUUUAUCGGCACUACGCCAGAUGCCUUCGAGCUUGUGAAGCGUUUAGAAGCGUCGGACUUGCUGUCGUUUGGAAACGAGGUUUUCAACGUGUCCUUUCAGUCCAAAGGUUCCUAUCCGCUGUUCGGCUGUCAGUAUAACUUCAGCCUUGAAGAAGUGGUCAAUGUUCCUGAGUUUUUGGUCUACUUUCCUCUGUUUGAACACAUGGCAAGGCGUUACAACAUGCGUCUGGUGAUGAAGCAGAGGUUCUCCGAGUUCUUUGAGGAAAAAGUGAAGAGUGAGCAGCAUCGCAGCCUCAUGAUGAAGAUGAUGGCUCUGGAGCCCUUCCCAUGUGAGGAUGGAGGUCAGCAGGCCACCGACAGUAAAGGAGAGUACAGCCAUGCAAAAGAGCACUGCAGCAGAGCUGGAGUCACACAACCAUUGGGCACGCUGAGCAGAUCGGAGUGGGACGCUACAAGUAUCUACCUGGUGUUCGUCUUUCAGAAGAUGUCCUCAUGAUCAAAUCAUUCUCUUUGCACCUUCAGGCUGGCUGGAGAGCUCCACUGUUGGAUGAGGAUGAGAGUUGGUGGUUUGGGACACAGAUUUUUUUUUUUUUUUUUUUUUUUUUUACUCCUUUGGUUUUUGGAGGAACCUGCUGCUGACCAGCUUAUCUUCUCUUCUGCUUGUACAGUAUUUGACGCCGUUUCUUUUUGUAAGUCUUGAAUAAAAUAUUAACUAUGGUAGAAAUGAAUUAAAUUUACAUUUUU
This is a messenger RNA of Cheilinus undulatus (humphead wrasse), 3420 nucleotides long. It is a transcript of the gene rnmt, whose product is annotated as RNA (guanine-7-) methyltransferase. The record is from RefSeq and is a predicted model, not a curated record. Gene Ontology annotation, molecular function: mRNA 5'-cap (guanine-N7-)-methyltransferase activity. Gene Ontology annotation, cellular component: nucleus. Lineage: Eukaryota; Metazoa; Chordata; Actinopteri; Labriformes; Labridae. The transcript has 12 exons. Bases 1901 to 3172 code for a protein of 423 amino acids. Gene Ontology annotation, biological process: 7-methylguanosine mRNA capping.